Molecule: messenger RNA, 3009 nt
Organism: Fusarium poae
Lineage: Eukaryota; Fungi; Ascomycota; Sordariomycetes; Hypocreales; Nectriaceae
Exons: 3
Coding region: 1-3009 (1002 amino acids)
Biological process (GO): steroid metabolic process
Cellular component (GO): cytoplasm; membrane
Molecular function (GO): hydrolase activity; Delta24(24-1) sterol reductase activity; FAD binding
Source: RefSeq, a predicted model, not a curated record
AUGAAUCUGGAAACGAUACGCAUAGUUGUGCCGUUACUCCCCCUUAUUCUUCGUCAAUCCUUCCUACACGUCCUUCACCUCUCCGAUUCAGCCAAGCACCUCGACCUUCGAAGCGCUCUCAUAAUCGCCUGUCUCCGCGUUAUACUCACACCCAAAACUCCACGUAGUAUAUCCGCUGUCCAAGAACUUACUCUCCGCGACCCAGGAAUCAAGGGUCGUAUCUGGGUCAGCAAGUACGCCAGUCCACCACCUCCAGAGACAUCGAUCCGCGAUGUCCUCAUCGCUGCCCUCCAACACACCGGAGGUUCCGCCUGCCGAGUCCCCGUGCCCGACCUAGUUGAUGUCGAGGCCGAAUGGACCGGCUACCGGAGUGGUGUGUCUAGUGGCGCUCCGUUGCCUGACGUGUCGGAGCGGGAGAGGUAUCACGGCAUGAUGCGGGACUGCAAGAGUCCAACAACUGUGCUGUACUUGCACGGCGGCGCUUACUAUCUCUGUGACCCUGCUACACAUCGUCCUACGACCAAGAAGCUGGCCCAGUUGACGGGUGGUCGGUGCUACUCUGUGCGAUAUCGACUUGCGCCCCAGCAUCCAUUCCCUGCAGCGUUGCUGGAUGCGUUUGUGUCUUAUUUCACUUUGUUGUAUCCACCUCCAGAUGCUUACCACGACCCUGUGCAACCGGAGCAUAUAGUGAUUGCUGGUGACAGCGCUGGCGGUAAUCUUUCGCUCGCACUGCUCCAACUCAUUCUCGAACUCCGAAGACAAGACUCUCCAAUCUUGUGGCACGGCGAACUACGCCAUGUUCCCUUGCCAGCUGGCUUGGCACUAAACUCUCCAUGGCUGGAUGUUACACAAAGUUCUCCGACAUGGGAAGCAUCCACGCCGACCCCAUUCGACUACCUCCCCAAGCCCGAGACCAUGGACCAGCUCGCGAUACCUUCCUGCAACGCGUGGCCAGCCAACCCACCAAGACGCAACCUGUAUAUCGCCGACGACCUCGCCGCUCACCCAUUGGCGUCUCUCGUCAUGGCGCGCAGCUGGAAAGGGGCGCCGCCUAUCUACCUCUGCACGGGUUGGGAGAUCCUCGCGUACGAGGACAAGUUCCUCGCGCGCCAACUCGAAGCUGACGGAGUCCGUGUGGUUUUUGAGGAGUACGAGGGCAUGCCUCAUUGCUUUGCGAUGAUGCUGCGCAAUGCUCCUGCCACACCGCGCUGUUACAAAGGAUGGGCGUCGUUUAUAAGCGCAGCAGUUGAGAAUCCUGGAAGCAUUGAGUCGAGUGCUGUCAUGAUCAAGUCCAAGACGUGUGAGGAGGUGCCAUUAAGGUUCGAUCAAUUGAGUGAUACUUCAGAAGAGGAUUUCAGACAGAGGCCCGACAAUAUGUCGCUGAUCUCUGAACCUCGAGACAAAAACGACGAGCCAGACCCAACUCGUCCCAAUUCGACUCCCGAGGGUACCUUAGAGAUGGAGCGCCACAAAAAGGCCGUCACUUCCAUCGCCUCGGCCGUCCGCGGCUUCUUCGAGCGCCGCGAGCCAUACCGCAUCUUUCACGGCAGCACAAACAGCACCCGGCCCCAGACAACAGGCAAGCCCGUCGUCGACAUCAGCGCUCUCCGCAAUGUUCUCCAGGUCGAUAAAGCUACCCGCACGGCUCUCGUGGAGCCCAAUGUUCCCAUGGACAAGCUCGUCGAGUCGACGCUCAAGCACGGCCUCGUCCCACCUGUAGUUAUGGAGUUUCCCGGUAUCACAGCUGGAGGAGGGUUUGCGGGCACAGCGGGAGAGAGUUCUUCAUUCAAGCACGGAUUCUUCAACGAUACUGUCAAUUGGGCUGAGAUGAUCCUCGGAAACGGCGAGGUUGUGCGUGCGUCGCGGGAGGAGAACGCUGAUCUGUUCCGCGGUGCCGCUGGUGCUGUUGGGUCUUUGGGCACGACGACGCUUCUUGAGCUUCAGCUACAAGAGGCCAAGAAGUUUGUCAAGACGACGUACCACCGAACCAGCAGUGUCGCCGAGGCUGUUGCCCGUAUCCGCGCUGAAACCGAGAACCCUUCCAACGACUACGUUGACGGCAUCCUCUUCUCCAAAGAUCAUGGAGUCGUUGUUACUGGUACCCUGACUGAUGACAAGCCCGCCGAUACCAAGCCCCAGACCUUUAGUGGUGCUUGGGAUCCCUGGUAUUACCUCCAUGUUCAAGAUCGCACUCGUAAUGUUCCCUCUGCUGGUCCUACUGUCUCCGCCGAAUCCGCCUCGUCCUCUCCUGUUGACUACAUCCCCCUUGCUGAGUACUUCUUCCGUUAUGAUAGAGGUGGUUUCUGGGUUGGAGCAGCUGCAUUCACCUACUUCAAGGGCGUUCCGUUUACACGUUUCUUCCGAUGGUUCCUUGACGACUUUCUACACACCCGUAUGUUAUACCGCGCUCUUCACGGCAGCGGUGAAUCCGCCCGCUUCAUCGUCCAGGACCUGGGUCUUCCCUACAAGACUGCUGAGACAUUCGUUGACUACACUGCUGAGAACUUUAACAUCUGGCCCCUCUGGCUCUGCCCCUUGAAGCAGACAGCCCCACCGACCUUCCACCCUCACACCGGCGAGACGACCACUGCUGCUGAUGGUACUGUGACAACCCCACCAUCUCUCAACAUCGGUCUUUGGGGAUGGGGUCCUUCCGACCCCGAGGAGUUUGUUACCAAGAACCGUGCUCUCGAGGAUAAGCUCGUUGAGCUUGGUGGUCUGAAAUGGCUUUACGCGCAUACCUACUACAACGAAGAAGAGUUCUGGAAGUUGUACGGCCGAGAAUGGUACGAUGAUCUGCGAAAGAAAUACCACGCUGAAACGCUGCCUACUGUCCACGACAAGGUCAAGGUCGAUGUUGAAGCCCGAAAGGAAGAACGCCAGAAGUGGAAGCGCUCUUUAAAAAGCAAGCCUCCUCUGGGUGGCCUUUACGGCAUCUGGAAAGGCAUCCAGAGCAAGGAUUAUAUGCUCCACCGACAUGCGGAGUGGAAGUACAAGGGGGAGAAAUAG